AUGGAAAUCAAAUCACUACCUUUGGCAACGUCCGUCUCAAAUAUUGAGAUCCAGGAUUUCCUGUAUCCUAUUAUUGCACUGGCCGCAUUAUAUCUGGUAACAUCCACUCUCUAUGAAACUCUUUUUGCGACCGAUAUUCCUAAAAUUAAGGGAAUCCCCCAGAUACCAGGUGCGGUACCUAUGUUUGGCCAUCUUCUAAAACUUGGAGAAGACCAUGCCUCGGUCUGUGAGAAAUGGUGGAGACAGUACAAGCAAUCAGUGUUCCAAAUCAAACUUGGUAACACCCGAGCUGUAGUGGUUAAUUCUUUUGAGGAUGCAAAGCAGAUAUUACUAGCUCAUCAAAACGCUUUGAUUGAUAGACCAAAGCUGUAUACUUUUCAUGGAGUUAUCUCGUCAACUCAAGGAUUCACAAUCGGUUCUUCACCCUGGGACGAGUCCUGCAAGAAUAAGCGAAAGGCAACUGGCGUCGCACUGGGUCGACCAGCACUACGCAACUACUACCCCAUGUUUGAUUUAGAGUCAUAUUGCAUUUUGAGAGACCUUCAUCGCGAUUCGCAAGGCGGUAUGGUAGAAAUCAGUGUCCGGCCCUAUAUUCAAAGGUAUGCUCUAAACACCACGCUGACUCUCUGCUAUGGAAUUCGAAUGGACAAUGUUUACGACGAGCUUCUGCGCGAGAUCUUGUAUGUCGGAUCGGCUAUUUCGUUAUUGAGAAGUGCUUCUGAGAAUCUACAAGAUUACGUACCCCUAUUAAGAUAUCUCCCAAACAAUGAGAAGAACCGUCGAUCUAAGGAACUGAGAGAAAGAAGAGACAAAUAUCUUGCUCACCUGCUUGACAAGGUCAAAGAGAACAUCAAGGCCGGUACUGACAAACCUUGUAUUGCGGCUGCUAUCUUGAAAGACGACGAAUCCAAACUAUCCAAUGUAGAGGUUAAUUCCAUCUGCUUGUCGUUGGUUUCAGGAGGGUUUGAAACAAUUCCUGGUACCCUUACUUCAUGUAUUGGAUCGCUCUCUACAAAGGAGGGUCAAAUCUUUCAAGAAAAGGCCUAUGACGAUAUUUGCCGACAUUAUCCUAAUAUCGCCGAUGCAUGGGAGGACUGUUACAAACAAGAAUCUGUACCGUACGUCAAUGCUAUUGUUAAAGAAGCAGGAAGAUUCUACACGGUUAGUGCCAUGAGUCUACCAAGAAAGACUGUUUCAGAGGUCACCUUCAAGGGAGCUAAAAUCCCCGCCAAAACAAUGGUUUUAAUCAAUGCUCAAGCAGCUAAUCAUGAUGUUGACCAUUUUGGUUCAGAUGCUUCUAUUUUCAAUCCUGACCGAUGGAUGGAAGAUGAUCACACUGAGAAAAAACUAAAUGGCCUUGGUCAUCAUAGUUUUGGAGCAGGGGCAAGAGCUUGUUCAGGACAAUACAUUGCCCAACGUUUGCUGUAUUCCGCAUUGAUCCGAAUUAUCACUAGUUAUAAAAUUGUCGCCUCAGAAACUGAGCCACCAAACACUGACUAUGUUGACUACAAUCAAUUCAAGACGGCUCUAGUUGCUAUCCCAAGGGAUUUCAAGGUGAAAUUGAUUCCCAGAAACCCAGAACAGCUAGACGAACUUUUAGCAGAAUCCGAAGUUCGGACAAGCGACUUUUAUCGCUGA
This is a messenger RNA of Sugiyamaella lignohabitans, 1638 nucleotides long. RefSeq lists its product as uncharacterized. The record is from RefSeq and is a predicted model, not a curated record. The transcript has a single exon. NCBI's taxonomy places the organism in Eukaryota, Fungi, Ascomycota, Dipodascomycetes, Dipodascales, Trichomonascaceae. Gene Ontology annotation, molecular function: monooxygenase activity; iron ion binding; heme binding. The coding region runs from base 1 to 1638 and encodes 545 amino acids.